UUAUGAUGUAAUAAUUCUUGAAAUAGUUCAACCCUCUUUCAAGAACCGUCGCCGUUGGACUGCCGGCGUGCCUCUCCGAUCGUCUUCCCGCUCGUGAAAAUGGCGAGUGUUUCAUCAAGCGGAAGCUUACUAAAUCCUUCGUCCCGAAAGAGUUUUCUUCUUCCUUCAUGUGUGAUCAUCAUUGUUGGGGUAAUCGUGGCGUUGACUUAUCAGUCGAAGUUGAAACCACCUCCGCCGAAGCUAUGUGGCUCACACGGUGGUCCACCGAUCACAGCUCCGCGGAUAAAGCUGCGAGACGGGAGGUAUCUAGCUUACAAAGAGCAUGGACUUCCAAGGGAGAAAGCUAGCCGCAAAGUCGUCUUUAUCCAUGGAUCCGACUGUUGUAGACACGACACCGUUUACGCCACUCUCCUCUCUCAGAAUUUAGUAGAGGAGCUAGGUAUAUAUAUGGUUUCGUUCGACAGACCUGGUUAUUGUCAGAGUGAUCCGGAUCCAAACCGUACACCUCAAAGCUUGGUUUUGGAUAUCGAAGAGCUAGCUGAUCAACUGAGUUUAGGAUCGAAAUUUUAUGUGCUCGGGUACUCGAUGGGAGGACAAGCGGCAUGGGGAUGUCUUAAAUACAUUCCUCAUCGGUUAGCCGGAGUAACACUAGUUGCUCCUGUUGUUAACUAUUGGUGGAGAAACUUACCUUUGAACGUUUCCACAGAAGGAUUUAACUUUCAACAAAAGAGAGAUCAACGGGCAGUUCGUGUUGCUCACUAUGCUCCUUGGCUUAUCUAUUGGUGGAACACACAAACUUGGUUCCCUGGUUCGAGUAUUGCCAACAGAGAUCAUGGUCUCUUGUCACAGUCGGAUAAAGAUAUUAUUUCAAGGCUUGGUUCUUCGAGGAAACCGCACGGGGCAGAAGUAAGGCAGCAAGGAAUACAUGAGAGUAUAAACCGUGACAUGAUUGUUGGAUUUGGGGAUUGGGAAUUUGAUCCUAUACAACUCGAGAAUCCGUUUUCGAACAAUGAAGGCUCUGUGCAUUUGUGGCAUGGAGAUGAGGACAUGUUGGUCCCUGUGACGCUGCAGCGUUACCUUGCUCAUAAACUUCCAUGGGUUCACUAUCACGAGGUUCCGGGAAGUGGCCACUUCUUUCACUUCAAUAAAGGUGUGGUUGAUGACAUUGUCAAGACGCUCUUAACCACCGAUUCAGUGAAUCAGUAAAAGAGCCGUCUACUGUUUGUAUUGGUCAUUUUCAUAGUUCCCAAAAGUUUUGAAAACCCAACAAAAAAAAAAAAAAACACGGACACAGUGGAGUUAUAUGUACCUGUUGUUAUCUUUUAACUUUUUAAGUAUCAUAAUUUUAAUUUGGUUACUCAUUA
Molecule: messenger RNA, 1364 nt
Organism: Camelina sativa (false flax)
Lineage: Eukaryota; Viridiplantae; Streptophyta; Magnoliopsida; Brassicales; Brassicaceae
Source: RefSeq, a predicted model, not a curated record